UGAAGCCUGACUCAAGGGUCAUCCAAGUUGGAAGAGCUCUUUUUUCUUGGAGCAAGAACCUCUGCGAUUAGACAAUUGCCAUCCCAUCCUCUCUCCUCGUUUGUUUUCGUCUUCGCGGUCUGCCUUCGUUUAUCGGGGUCUCUUACGCUUUGGAAACAGCCCAGCGCGGUCCUCGUGUAACCCGAUUGACGACACAUCAGAAUAGAUCUACGGGCUGCAUGCCUUUCGGCUACAAAACAAAGAACUAAAUGGCGACAACAAGCACGGGUAGUAACCUCGGCAAUCCCGGCGGGAGUCGUCCUGCCAGCCCGCCCCGCGACAGCGCUGUCGUCCCAGCGUCUGCACCGCCGACGGCCAGCGGUUCCGGCACCGAGCAGAUACCCGCCACGGCAUCCGGCACAGAAGCGGCGACGGCAUCGACCGACCAAGCUACCAACCCGGGCCCAGACGCCGCGGCGGCGGCCGCGGGCAUCCCCGCUCUCGCCGAGGAGACGCCCGUGGGAGACACCCUCGAGGCCGGCGGCACUGAUGAUGACGACGAGUUCACGCCGAGCGUCUUCGACGAGGGCUCGAUCGCCGACGAUCGGACCGAUUCGACGUCGCUCAACUCGAGCGUAUACGAGCACAGCUUCCGGAACGGCCGGCGCUACCACAAGUUCCGCCACGGGCGGUACCCGAUCCCCAACGACGAGACGGAGCAGAACCGCGAGGACAUGCUGCACGCCAUGAUGCUCGAGGUCACGGACGGGCGGCUGUACUUCGCGCCCAUUGGCGACAGCCCGCAGAAGAUCAUCGACCUCGGUACCGGGACUGGCAUCUGGGCCAUUGAGAUGGGCGACUUGUUUCCCAGCGCCGAGAUCCAUGGGCUCGACCUGAGUCCCAUCCAGCCCGUAUGGGUGCCGCCGAACGUCAAGUUCCUCGUCGACGACGUAGAAGACACCUGGCUGAACGGCAGGAACUUUGACUUUGUACACCUCCGCAACAUGGUCCCGGUGCUCAAAUCGCCCGUCAACCUGUUGCGGAACGCAUAUGAACACAUGAAGCCCGGCGGUUGGGUCGAGCUGCAGGACGUCGACGGACAGGUCCACUGCGACGACGGGACCAUGCCGCCCGACUGGCCCCUCGUCCGCUUCACCGACCACCUCGUCGAGGCGUUCGCCAAGUUCGGCACAAACUCCCACGCCGCCGUGUUCGGGCGGCAGUACCUGGAGCAGGCCGGCUUCGUCAACAUCCAGCACCACACGGUCAAGCUGCCCUACGGGACGUGGCCCAGGGAUAAAACGAUGCGGCUGGUCGGCAUGUACUACCGCACGGCGUGCGAGGACUUCUUCCCCGCCGUCGGCGCGAUCCACUUUGAGAUGCUGGGGUGGAGCAAGAUCGAGAUGGAGGUUCUCUUCGCGCAGUGCCGCAACGCGAUGAGGGACCCCAACGUCCACGCGUACGGCAAGAUGCACUUCUGGAGCGGACAGAAGCCUGUUUGAGACCGCCAUCCGGUGGGUGGAGGGUAGUAGGGGGAUUGAGGGAUUGGGAAGCGGCUAUACGGCUGGAGACAAGAGAGUAUCGGAAGCUAGAGCACGAUGAUGGGCGGUGAUUGGAUGAGUCUUGCUGCAUGAUAAGUACGUCGUGGAUGAUACCAGGAUCGGUAUUGAUGAUGGUUGGUACGACACGGCGUUUCCAUCGUGAUCUGAGUAAGCGUCGAGACGUACGCUUAGGCGAAAGACGGCAUGGGGAAGAAGAGAGUUAAUUACAGUUACAGCUUCCCAUCCAAGAACACAAACUAAUGCAGUAUUGAAUUGCCUUAAACGGCCCAUCACUGGUCUAGAGGGGGGUCACCUGCAUCCGGCCGUUGAGGUA
This is a messenger RNA of Colletotrichum destructivum, 1854 nucleotides long. Its product is annotated as Putative S-adenosyl-L-methionine-dependent methyltransferase superfamily. The record is from RefSeq and is a predicted model, not a curated record. Lineage: Eukaryota; Fungi; Ascomycota; Sordariomycetes; Glomerellales; Glomerellaceae. The coding region runs from base 249 to 1481 and encodes 410 amino acids. The transcript is spliced from 5 exons. Gene Ontology annotation, molecular function: methyltransferase activity.